This is a messenger RNA of Monopterus albus (swamp eel), 1499 nucleotides long. RefSeq names its product small integral membrane protein 18 (gene smim18). The transcript has 2 exons. The coding region runs from base 310 to 624 and encodes 104 amino acids. The record is from RefSeq and is a predicted model, not a curated record. NCBI's taxonomy places the organism in Eukaryota, Metazoa, Chordata, Actinopteri, Synbranchiformes, Synbranchidae.
AAGGACGCUGAGACUGUGACAGGCCGGUUAACGAAUGGUGCAGAGGCAGGGCUAAAAGAAAAGAACCAAUGGUGGAGAGACGCCUCUGCUGUUCAGCUGAAACAUGAAGAGCUGCAAGGAGUGACGGAGGGAGCGAGCGAGUGCGCGAGCAAUGGCUGGUGAUGCGUGAGGGUGGAGGAAAACUGGGCCGCGGAGUGAACGCGGAGGAGGGAGAGAGUGGAAGACGGAGCAAUAGGUGGAGCAGUGAGAAGAGGAGAGUGCGUCUGUUGACUUGCAUCUUCUAAAGACUAAGCCAGACACACAGAAAUCAUGGCCAACAUCACGACCACUAUACACCCGAGUAAUCAACCAGAAGUGGUCCCUCUCUCCAGCGUCUCCUUGCAGGUCCAGGAGGUCUACCCCUUCCACGAUGGCUGGAAUGUGGCCUGCUUCAUCAUCCUUCUGCUCUUCAUCCUCACUGUCCUGUCUCUGGCUGCCUUGGCUAUGCUGUAUGAGCUACUGGAUUGUGGGUGCUGUGCCAAAGAAAAAACAAAUCGCCAGCUACAAGAGGAGGGGCCAGGAAGCUGCAGCAAGCUCAUGACCAGCAUUUGUAAGGAGCAAGAAUCCCACACGGAGGUGGUAUAGAGGCAGCAAUGAUGAAGAAAAGGAAGAGCAGGAGUUUGGUUUUCAUUGCUGAACUGCAAAAUAUUACAGUGAACUUCAAAAACUGCCUAACAGUGGUUCAACUGGUCACAGUUAAGAGGAUGCGAAGGAGGACAACGUAAAAAGGGAAGAGGGCAGUUUUCACUGAUUUGGAAUGAUUUCAAAUAGCUUUUCAUUUCAUUUAGGAGGACAUCGACACACAGCUACAUUCACUACCACUUACCAUGCAGAGCAGACCUGGAAAACCAGGUUUUGCACCAGAAACACCACCAGAUGAAAGACAGCACGCAAGCAAAAAUACUAUUAUUAGGGUGGCCUGAAAAAAAUGCAAUUUUCAAGAAUGAAGAAAAAAGGCUUUGGCAGAAUAGGUUACAUUAAGGUGGGCCUCUUGAAGGUGUAUGUCCAAGACAUGACACAUAAAAAUACUCAGACCCAAUACCUGCAAACUGAAACAAAAAGUUUCCUUGUUCGAAAACACCUGCCCUGUGAGGUGUAUACUUAUCACCUGCUGGAUGCAAAUGAGCUUCUUUCAUGGUAAAAUGUUGUACACAGACAGAAACUGAUGUCCCAGUCCAAGGACUUGAACAUCUUUGUUUCCCAAAACAGACUAGUAAAUAGCAAAUACAUUUAUCAAGCAUAGUUGGAAAUCACUGUUGCUUUGAAUAAAGCCUGUGUUUGUCUAUUCUUUUAGUAAAUUGUGGACCAGUGCUGUCAACAUGUUUCGUAUUGUAGUAUUAUUUAAUGAUAAGUGACACUCGGUUGCUGAACAGUGAUGUAAAUUUAUCAUGUCAUAUUGAGCACAAUGUACGAUUUCAUAUGCCUUACCUCAAAACAUGCUUAAUAAACUGUCACCGAAU